AUGACCGUGCAUGCACAUCUCCUAGUGAGCCAUCGGUCAUCUACAACACACACCAUGGCGAAGAAAAAGAAGUUGGACGACGGAAAAGCCCAGGAAAUGCCCGAGUCGGGAGAUGAAAACGAAGAGGAAGAUGAGGACGACGGCCAGGGACUUACGUCGUUACUGGGCAACAACGCCAGUGGAGAAAUGACCAACCAGGAAAUGGAGGCCGAAAAGCUGCGGAUUCUCAUGAAGAACUUCGACACCGAGCAGAUGAACCGAUACGAGGUCUUUCGACGAGCUAACAUCAACCGGCCCGGUGUGAAAAAGCUCGCCAACGCUGUUCUCAACCAGAGUAUCACCGCCAACGUCGCGGUGGUACUGUCAGGUAUCUCCAAGGUGUUUAUUGGAGAGAUCAUCGAGAAGGCCAAGGACGUGCAACUGCGGAUGAACCCGCGAUAUGAGGGAGACGACACUUACGAAAACGCGUCGCCUCUGUUGCCAGAACAUGUGCGGGAGGCCUGGAGAAUGUACAAGUUGGAAAGUGGACAGGUUCCCAAUGCUCAUUGGAGACGACAGGGAGGAGGAGGAGAUGGACGCAUGUUUAGAUAG
Yarrowia lipolytica CLIB122 is the source of this 591-nucleotide messenger RNA. RefSeq lists its product as uncharacterized. Gene Ontology annotation, molecular function: transcription coactivator activity; protein heterodimerization activity. Gene Ontology annotation, biological process: transcription initiation at RNA polymerase II promoter; RNA polymerase II preinitiation complex assembly. The record is from RefSeq and is a predicted model, not a curated record. NCBI's taxonomy places the organism in Eukaryota, Fungi, Ascomycota, Dipodascomycetes, Dipodascales. Gene Ontology annotation, cellular component: transcription factor TFIID complex; nucleus.